AUGGCUGACGACUGGAAUAUUCAUGGGAAGACGGUUGUAGUCACUGGGGCGACAUCUGGCAUCGGGAGGGAGACUGCCCUCGCCCUCGCUGGUAUGGGUGCCACCGUGGUCCUGGCUGUCCGCAACCAGGAAGCUGGGCAGGAGACAGCAGCCAUGAUCAGGCAAAAUUCCCUUUCAAUGACUUCUGAUGACUGGAUUUCAUCUCUAGCGGUGGGUCCCAAGCUGGAGCUGGCACAGCCCAGCAGCAUCCGCAGCUUUGCCACGCAGUACCAGAAGCAGAACCGGCCCCUGCAUGUCCUCGUGAACAACGCAGGCGCCAACUACCUGUCAGAAGGCCUCUCUGAGGAUGGAGUCCCCCUUCUGACCCAGGUCAACUAUCUGGGCCCCUACAUGCUGACAAGGCUGCUUGAGGGCAGCCUGGUGGCGUCAGCGCCCUCGCGAGUCAUCAAUGUGUCAUCAGUGACCCACCGCUAUGGCCUCAUUGAGAACCCUGCCAACUUCCUCUCCAGAAUGAGAAUUAUAGGUGCUUUGCAGGCCACCAAGCUGGGCAAUGUCCUCUUCACGUAUGAGCUGCAGAGGCGCCUGGGUCACUUGGGAGUCCAGGCAUGUGCAGUGGAUCCCGGCGCAGUGUCGACAAACAUCUACAAGGACUCGAGCCUGUUCACCCGGCAGCCGCUGAAGUGGCUCAUACAGAAUCUGUACGCGCCGCCGAGCGACGGCGCAGCCGCCGUGGUGCAUGCAGCCUCAGCUCCGUGGCAAAGACAGCCCAAAAAGCCAGAGAAUUUAGCUUGUUUGCAGUUCUUUGCAAGGGGAGUCUUUGCCUGGCCCGCAAUCACAGCAUUUAAGGGCCAGCAACAAGGGGUGAUUGGGAACCUGAGAAUGCAAGGGUGGGCACUUCGUGCGCUGAGCCUCAGUGCUCUUGAUUGGCCGCUCAGGAGACUGACACAAGGAAGAGGCCUAUCACAGACUAGAGCUGUGCCCUCUGCGCCAGCCAGUUAUGAUCAGCACUUGGCUGCAGCUCUCUGGGACUUGUCUGCCGACAAGGGCAAGCUGCCAAGAGAUAUUAGCGUGGGAGGAAGACAGAUAUGA
Molecule: messenger RNA, 1089 nt
Organism: Coccomyxa subellipsoidea C-169
Lineage: Eukaryota; Viridiplantae; Chlorophyta; Trebouxiophyceae; Coccomyxaceae
Product: NAD(P)-binding protein
Exons: 8
Coding region: 1-1089 (362 amino acids)
Source: RefSeq, a predicted model, not a curated record